Messenger RNA from Lodderomyces oxycetoniae, 1059 nucleotides. It is a transcript of the gene ARG3, whose product is annotated as ornithine carbamoyltransferase. Gene Ontology annotation, cellular component: mitochondrion. NCBI's taxonomy places the organism in Eukaryota, Fungi, Ascomycota, Pichiomycetes, Serinales, Debaryomycetaceae. The transcript has a single exon. The coding region runs from base 1 to 1059 and encodes 352 amino acids. The record is from RefSeq and is a predicted model, not a curated record. Gene Ontology annotation, molecular function: ornithine carbamoyltransferase activity; amino acid binding. Gene Ontology annotation, biological process: L-citrulline biosynthetic process.
AUGUCGGUUAGAACCGUAUUAAAGACAAACCGGUUUGUUUCGUCGUCUUCCGGCUUGAAAGCAGCAGCAACAAUAGGGUCUUCUUCAACAGUGUAUCCCCGUCAUUUGGUUAACAUUUUGCAAUUAUCUAAAGAUGAAUUUGACUCGAUAUUGAACAAGGCGCAAUAUUUGAAGUCUGUGUACAAGUCGGGACACGCGCAAGCGAUCCUGGAACACCACGAGAAACUAUUGGGCAAAUUGGUGGCGUUGUUGUUUUCCAAAAGAUCAACAAGAACUAGGAUAAGUACCGAGGGAGCAGCAGCUUUCUUUGGGGCACAGCCGAUGUUUUUGGGUAAGGACGAUAUUCAAUUGGGUGUGAAUGAAUCAAUGUAUGAUACUACAAGAGUCAUCAGUUCUAUGACAUCGUGUAUAUUCGCAAGAGUCAAUAGUCAUAAGGAUAUUUUGGACUUGUGUAAGGAUUCAAGUGUGCCUAUAAUAAAUUCCUUGUGCGACAAGUUUCAUCCCUUGCAAGCGAUAGCUGAUUUGUUAACUAUAAAGGAACAAUUUGGAGACGAUUUGAGUGGGUUGAAAUUGGCGUGGAUCGGGGAUGCCAACAAUGUGAUUAACGAUUUAUCGAUUGCUUGUCUAAAAAUGGGAAUUAAUGUAUCUGUUUCCGUACCAAAAUCAAUCAAGUUCGAUGAGGAUGUUGAAGAAGAAGCUAAGAAACUCGCAUCUACGCUGAAUCUCAAAUUUGAAAUUGUCCAUGAUCCCAAAGCUGCUCUUAGGGAUGCAAAUAUUGUAGUUACCGAUACUUGGAUUUCAAUGGGUGAAGAAGAACAGAAAUUAGCAAAACUACAGCAAUUUGAAGGUUACCAAAUUACACGCGAGUUGAUCAAUGAAAGCAAUGUUGCUUCUAAGUGGAUCUUUAUGCAUUGUUUGCCUCGACACCAAGAAGAAGUUGCCGAUGAUGUAUUUUAUAGUAAUAACUCGGUUGUUUUUGAGGAAGCUGAAAAUAGGUUAUACGCUGCUAUGGCAGUUAUCGACGCAUUUGUCAUUAAUAGUGGGAACCUAUUGAAGUAG